AUGAAUUUUUGUAGAGUUAUUUUAUCAUCAUCUAAACAAAAUUCUAUUAAUUCAUUUUGGUCAAAAAACUAUAUAUUUUCAAGGUCAAUUUCUUCCGAGAAAUUACGAAAAUCAACAAAUCUAAAUUUGGAUGAAUGGGAGGCAAUAAUUGGUCUGGAAAUACAUGCACAAAUUAAUUCGAAAACAAAACUUUUUUCCUCAUCUUCUACACUAUUCAAUGAACCUGUUAACACCAAUAUUUCAUUGAUCGAUGCUGCAUUUCCAGGAACAAUCCCGAGAUUGAAUUCCAAGUGUGUUGAUCAUGCAAUAGCUACAUCUUUAUCAUUAUCAGGAAAUGUUCAAUUGGUUUCUUUUUUUGAUAGAAAACAUUAUUUUUAUCCUGAUUUGCCUGCUGGUUAUCAAAUCACUCAGCAUUAUGCACCUAUCUCUAUUGGUGGAAAAAUUUGUUUGUCAAAAUUGGAUGGUCUUGAGUAUGAUGCUCAAAUAAGAAUCAAACAAAUACAAUUAGAACAGGAUACUGGAAAAAGUACCCAUGAUGUUAUGCCAAAUAUGACAUUGGUUGAUUUAAAUAGAGCUGGAGUAGGACUAAUGGAAAUAGUAACAGAACCAGAUAUAAGAACAUCAAAAGAAGCAGGAUUGGCAUUAAGAAAAUUACAACUGUUGCUUAGAACAAUUGGAUCUUCUGAUGGGAAUAUGGAAGAGGGAUCCUUAAGAUGUGAUGUUAAUGUUUCUGUUCAUAAACAUGGAACACCAUUUGGCACAAGGUGUGAAAUUAAAAAUUUGAACAGUGUAAAGUUUUUAAUGUUAGCAAUAGAUGCAGAAAUAUAUAGACAAAUCCAAGAAUUAAUCAAAGGAAAUUCAAUUAUUCAGGAAACAAGAGGCUAUGAUGUUCCAGCUAAUAAAACUUUUAAAUUAAGAACCAAAGAAACUUUAACUGACUAUAGAUACAUGCCAGAGUCUGAUUUACCACCAUUACUAUUAACAAAAGUAUCAAAGAAUCGUAAUUCACAGCAUGUCAUAAAUUUUAUUAUACAUGAAUUGUUUGGAGUUUUAAACCUUAAAGGAUUAAAGUUUUAUCAGAAUCCUGUUUUAAUUGAGCAACUUGGCUCUUUAAUUGAUUGUGUUAACAAUAACGAAAUAUCCGGUAAGAUUGCUAGAAAAGUUUUAAUGAUGAUGGUUGAUGGUGAUACACGUCUACCAAAAGAUAUCAUCAUUGAAAAAAAUUGGCAACAAUUAAGUGAUAUUGAUGAACUAGAGAAAUUAUGUAAAUCAGUUUUAAAGGAAAAUCCAAAUUUGGUGAUGGAAAUAAAAGUAAAAGAAAAAGAAAAUCUAAUCCAAUAUUUUAUUGAAUCAUCUGCAGUAACAAAGGGUGUUUUCCCAACUGCUGAUGGAGUUGUAUCAUUUGUAUUACACAUCAGUAAUGUGAAGCUUGCUUGGCUGAUGAAUAUUGAAGCUAAGUAUGAACUUGUAUCUACAAAUGAUACUCAUUUCCAAGCUUACAUUUAUAUAAUUAGACAUUCUCUAGAAUUAAUUGAUGAGGCAAAGGAGUUGGAAAGCUGUAAUUUGCUCACUUUAUUAAUUCCUUAG
Molecule: messenger RNA, 1587 nt
Organism: Entrophospora candida
Lineage: Eukaryota; Fungi; Glomeromycota; Glomeromycetes; Entrophosporales; Entrophosporaceae
Source: the annotation of a GenBank genome assembly